Molecule: messenger RNA, 2212 nt
Organism: Mustela lutreola (European mink)
Lineage: Eukaryota; Metazoa; Chordata; Mammalia; Carnivora; Mustelidae
Gene: DDO
Product: D-aspartate oxidase
Exons: 5
Coding region: 86-1105 (339 amino acids)
Molecular function (GO): FAD binding; D-amino-acid oxidase activity
Source: RefSeq, a predicted model, not a curated record
ACUAGACCAACCACUCACUGGGAAAACAAGUGUUGGUGCCAGGGCCUUCUGCGGACUCCCAGACCGCUUUCUCACAGACAGGCCCAUGGACCCAGUACGGAUCGCAGUUGUGGGGGCAGGCGUGGUGGGGCUCUCUACCGCCCUGUGCGUUUCCAAGCUGGUCCCGGGAUGCUCCAUUACAGUCCUGUCAGACAAGUUCUCUCCUGAUACCACGAGCGAUGUGGCAGCCGGCAUGCUUAUCCCUCAUGUCGACGCAGACGCACCCAUUGCCAAGCAGAAGCAGUGGUUUAGAGAGACCUUUGACCACCUCUUUGCAAUUGCCAAUUCUGCAGAAGCUGAAGAUGCUGGUGUUCACCUGGUAUCUGGUUGGCAAAUAUUUCGGAGCGUUCCUACGGAGGAAGUGCCAUUCUGGGCUGAUGUAGUUCUGGGGUUUCGAAAGAUGACCAAGGCUGAGCUGAAGAAAUUCCCCCAGCAUGUGUUUGGUCACGCUUUCACGACUCUGAAAUGUGAAAGCCCUACUUACCUCCCGUGGUUGGAGAAGAGGUUAAAAGGAAGUGGGGUCCCGAUACUCACCCGACGAAUAGGAGACUUGUGGGAACUCCAUCCGUCCUUCGACAUCGUGAUCAACUGCUCAGGCCUUGGAAGCAGACAGCUAGCAGGAGACUCGAAGCUGUUCCCAGUGCGGGGCCAAGUGCUCAGAGUUCAGGCUCCCUGGGUGAAGCAUUUCAUCCGGGACGGGAAUGGGCUGACAUAUAUUUAUCCUGGCAUAGCCAACGUAAUCCUGGGAGGAACGAGGCAGAAAGGAGACUGGAAUCUGUCCCCAGAUGCAGAAAUGAGCAGAGAUAUUUUUUCCCGUUGUUGUGCUCUUGAGCCGUCCCUCCGUGGAGCCUGCCACAUCAGGGAGAAGGUGGGCUUAAGGCCCUUCCGGCCAGGCUUGCGGCUGCAGACAGAGCUCCUCGCCCAGGAUGGUAGGAGGCUGCCCGUGGUCCACCACUACGGCCACGGGAGCGGGGGCAUCUCCGUGCACUGGGGCACUGCUCUGGAGGCCGCCAGGCUGGUGGGGGAGUGUGUCCGAGCCCUCAGGAGCCCCAAGUCAAAGCUGUAGGUCACAUGCAAAUGGCCCCGGAGACUAUGAUCAAAAUACGAUCUAGGCAGCACAACUGAUUCCACUAACUUCUCCAUUGCAUGAAAGUUUAGUUAGUGGUAUCCUUCUUUUCAAAAUGGGAAAUGAUGCAAUAUGAAGCCCUAGUAGCUUUAGGACUAGUUCUAACCUAAUCUAGGACCGAUGCAUAACUAGGCUGAAGUCCAGUUCUAAUGACAUAGGGCACAAAACUAUUUUUGUUAAAAAUACUUGUGGGAGAGUAAGAUUUCUUCUAGAUCCGGUGUUCAAAGCUCUGUGCUAAUUUACACUGAUGCUAGAACGAUAAGGAUUUUGACAUCUUUUGGCUAAUAAAUCCACAGCGAGAGAUGAUGUAUGGAAAACACUUAACUCACUGUUAGUCACAGUUUGCAGGCUGUGCUCAAGGGAGCAUUAUAAUCCCUUUAAAUAAAAUACACGGUGAUCACGCAACACAGGCUUAUUACACUUAAUAGAAGACAAAGCAUGAUUCCUCCAAGUACUAAUGGCAACCUCUUCCUCCUCUCAGCUGGUCAUGGUGGUUAGAAGACAGGGAUGGGGCGGUGGGUGGCUUAGUGGGUUAAGCCUCUGCCUUUGGCUCAGGUCAUGAUCUCAGGGUCCUGGGAUUGAGCCCUGCAUCAGGCUCUCUGCUCAGCAGGGAGCCUGCUUCCCCCUCUCACUCUGCCUGCCUCUCUGCCUACUUGUGAUCUCUCUCUCUGUCAAAUAAAUAAAUAAAAUCUUAAAAAAAAGAAGAAGACAGGGACGAAGUUGCCUAUGGACAGAGCGUCAACUCAGUAACUGUCUGGGGUCAGUCCCCAAGGGCCGUACUCUCCAUUACCACAAGCACUCGCUUGUAGCGUGAUUGACUUUGCCUAAGCGUUUUUGAAGAUUGAGUAGCAAGCAGGUGCAGCCAAAGAGCUAAUUUGCUGAUUAGGAAAGAACAAUCAUUCCGAAUGAAAUAUAUCCAAAGAGUUUUCUGCAAGUUGUUAAAACAAAACAAAAUAAAAAAACCUACCGGGAAUGAGGGAGAAAUGUGUUAUGGUAAAAAUGAGUUUGGGAAUCGCUGAAAUAAAUUGAUCUAACCUGGUUUCCUGA